UGUUCAGCAAUAAAGUCCAAUAAUUGAAUUAAAAUGAAUUCUUUUAGCUCCAAUUCAUCUGUCGCUUCUCUGUACGUUGGUGAUUUGCCUCCAGAUGAAACAGAAACUACGCUCUUCGAAAAAUUUUCUACCGUAGGACCAAUUCUUUCCAUCAGAGUAUGUAGAGACCUGAUUACAGGAAGAUCUUUGGGCUAUGCCUACGUUAAUUUUCAGUAUCCUCAAGAUGCAGAUAGAGCCUUGGAUACUAUGAACUUUGAUUUAAUUAAAGGAAAACCGAUACGAAUAAUGAGGUUACAGAGAGAUCCAUCGCUUAGAAAAUCUGGCGUUGGAAAUAUUUUCAUCAAGAAUUUAGACAAGAGCAUCGACAACAAAGCUAUGUAUAAUACAUUUUCUGCUUUCGGAAAUAUCUUGUCGUGUAAAGUGGUUACGGACGAAGAAGGUAACUCGAAAGGUUACGGUUUUGUGCAUUUUGAAACAGAAAAAGCAGCUAAUAAUGCCAUCGCUAAGAUAAAUGGCUUGCUGUUAAACGGCAGAAAAGUGUACGUAGGUAAGUUCAUUCCUCGAAGAGAACGUGAGAAAAUAAUCGGAGAGAAAGCUCUUCGAUUCACAAAUGUUUACAUCAAAAAUUUUGGGGAUGAACUAGAUGAUGAUAAACUGAGAGAAAUGUUUGAAAAAUAUGGUACUAUCAUUAGUGCUAAAGUCAUGGUCGAUAAAAGCGGCAAGUCAAAGGGUUUUGGAUUUGUUAAUUUUCAAGAUUCCGAGAGUGCUAAAAGAGCUGUAGAAGAAUUAAAUGCUCAAGAACUCGGUGGAAGACAGCUUUAUGUCGGCAGAGCACAGAAAAAAGCCGAAAGACAAGUGGAAUUAAAACUAAGAUUUGAACGAUUAAAAUUGGAACGAAUGAGUCGUUAUCAAGGUUCCAAUUUAUAUGUUAAACAUUUAGAAGAUUCCAUCGAUGAGGAACGCCUCAGAAUAGUAUUUUCGUCUUUUGGUAACAUCACAAGUGUCAAAAUCAUGACGGAUGAUCGUGGCAAUUCUCGUGGAUUUGGCUUUGUUUGUUUCAGUUCUCCCGAAGAAGCAAUCAAAGCAAUAACUGAAAUGAAUGGAAAAAUCAUUGUUUCUAAACCGCUUUACGUUGCUCUAGCCCAAAGAAAAGAAGACCGUAAAGCUUAUAUCGCUUCGCAAUACAUGCAAAGACUGGCUAAAAUGUACGGACAACCAUAUUUCAACCAAAUGUGCCAACCAGCAGGAGGUGAUAAUUUUGUACCGACAAUGCCGCAAGUUGCAGGAAGAUAUAUUCCAACCCAAAUUCCACAGAUGCAACCUACGUCGAACUGGAUAACGCAACCACCGUUGACACAAAGUGAUCCGCACAUCGAUGGAUUCUCAGCCAUGCAAUUCGCACAAUUCGCUUCUCCUGUUCUACAUUCAACAGUCACAGCAACUAAAACACAACACAUUUCAACUAAUAUGAAUGGAAGAUCUAUCACUAAACAACAGAACAGAACAGAAUCGACAAGAGUUACAUCUGUGGAGCAGUCUACUGCGGCCUGUCCCGUGGCCGUACCAAUUGCCAAUAUUGCGCAGCCUUAUUCUCCGACAUAUAUAGCUAGCAUGUGUAAUUCUCCACCGUCCAUCGUUCAACCACCAAUUCUUGAACAAGCUGCAAGUUAUAUCCAAGAACAGGAAGCUCUGAGCACUUCCAUGCUUGCCAAUGCCAAUUGUCAAGAACAGAAGCAAAUGUUAGGAGAACGUUUGUAUUCAAUCAUUCAGUGCUGGUAUUCAGAUAUAGUCGGAAAGUUAACAGGAAUGUUGCUAGAAAUCGAUAAUUCUGAGCUAUUGCAUAUGCUCGAGAACCAGGAUGCCUUGAAAGCGAAGGUAGACGAAGCAGUCGCUAUUCUCCAGGCUCAUCACAAUGAAGAAGUUGCAUCCAAGGAAGAAGUUUCAGCAAUUAAAGAGAAAAUGAAUUCUUUUAGCUCCAAUUCAUCUGUCGCUUCUCUGUACGUUGGUGAUUUGCCUCCAGAUGAAACAGAAACUACGCUCUUCGAAAAAUUUUCUACCGUAGGACCAAUUCUUUCCAUCAGAGUAUGUAGAGAUCUGAUUACAGGAAGAUCUUUGGGCUAUGCCUACGUUAAUUUUCAAUAUCCUCAAGAUGCAGAUAGAGCCUUGGAUACUAUGAACUUUGAUUUAAUUAAAGGAAAACCGAUACGAAUAAUGAGGUUACAGAGAGAUCCAUCGCUUAGAAAAUCUGGCGUUGGAAAUAUUUUCAUCAAGAAUUUAGACAAGAGCAUCGACAACAAAGCUAUGUAUAAUACAUUUUCUGCUUUCGGAAAUAUCUUGUCGUGUAAAGUGGUUACGGACGAAGAAGGUAACUCGAAAGGUUACGGUUUUGUGCAUUUUGAAACAGAAAAAGCAGCUAAUAAUGCCAUCGCUAAGAUAAAUGGCUUGCUGUUAAACGGCAGAAAAGUGUACGUAGGUAAGUUCAUUCCUCGAAGAGAACGUGAGAAAAUAAUCGGAGAGAAAGCUCUUCGAUUCACAAAUGUUUACAUCAAAAAUUUUGGGGAUGAACUAGAUGAUGAUAAACUGAGAGAAAUGUUUGAAAAAUAUGGUACUAUCAUUAGUGCUAAAGUCAUGGUCGAUAAAAGCGGCAAGUCAAAGGGUUUUGGAUUUGUUAAUUUUCAAGAUUCCGAGAGUGCUAAAAGAGCUGUAGAAGAAUUAAAUGCUCAAGAACUCGGUGGAAGACAGCUUUAUGUCGGCAGAGCACAGAAAAAAGCCGAAAGACAAGUGGAAUUAAAACUAAGAUUUGAACGAUUAAAAUUGGAACGAAUGAGUCGUUAUCAAGGUUCCAAUUUAUAUGUUAAACAUUUAGAAGAUUCCAUCGAUGAGGAACGCCUCAGAAUAGUAUUUUCGUCUUUUGGUAACAUCACAAGUGUCAAAAUCAUGACGGAUGAUCGUGGCAAUUCUCGUGGAUUUGGCUUUGUUUGUUUCAGUUCUCCCGAAGAAGCAAUCAAAGCAAUAACUGAAAUGAAUGGAAAAAUCAUUGUUUCUAAACCGCUUUACGUUGCUCUAGCCCAAAGAAAAGAAGACCGUAAAGCUUAUAUCGCUUCGCAAUACAUGCAAAGACUGGCUAGAAUGUACGGGCAACCAUAUUUCAACCAAAUGUGCCAACCAGCAGGAGGUGAUAAUUUUGUACCGACAAUGCCGCAAGUUGCAGGAAGAUAUAUUCCAACCCAAAUUCCACAGAUGCAACCUACGUCGAACUGGAUAACGCAACCACCUUUGAGACAAAGUGAUCCGCGCGUCGAUGGAUUCUCAGCCAUGCAAUUCGCACAAUUCGCUUCUCCUGUUCUACAUUCAACAGUCACAGCAACUAAAACACAACACAUUUCAACUAAUAUGAAUGGAAGAUCUAUCACUAAACAACAGAACAGAACAGAAUCGACAAGAGUUACAUCUGUGGAGCCGUCUACUGCGGCCUGUCCCGUGGCCGUACCAAUUGCCAAUAUUGCGCAGCCUUAUUCUCCGACAUAUAUAGCUAACAUGUGUAAUUCUCCACCGUCCAUCGUUCAACCACCAAUUCUUGAACAAGCUGCAAGUUAUAUCCAAGAACAGGAAGCUCUGAGCACUUCCAUGCUUGCCAAUGCCAAUUCUCAAGAACAGAAGCAAAUGUUAGGAGAACGUUUGUAUUCAAUCAUUCAGUGCUGGUAUUCAGAUAUAGUCGGAAAGUUAACAGGAAUGUUGCUAGAAAUCGAUAAUUCUGAGCUAUUGCAUAUGCUCGAGAACCAGGAUGCCUUGAAAGCGAAGGUAGACGAAGCAGUCGCUAUUCUCCAGGCUCAUCACAAUGAAGAAGUUGCAUCCAAGGAAGAAUAAAAAACAUUUUUUAAUGUAAUUUCUUGUUUUUUAACGUUAUUAUCAUAUAACUAUACUCUAUAUGAAUUGUUGAAAGCAUAGUUUAUACUUUGAUAUUUUGUAUUAUCUUUAAUGUUUUCUUUCAAAAUUACAAUAUGAAUAUAAAAAAAAUGAGCAUUUAUAAAAAUGUAUAAAUUUUCGUCUGUUAAUUAAUAUUAUGAUAUAAUAAUAAAAAUAAUAAAUAUUAAAACAAAAUAUAAGAAUUUAUUUAUUAAAAAUAUCGGUAGCUUUUUAUGAAGCAAGACUGGAUCCAUGGUCCGAGAUGUUCAUCUUACAUUCAGAAUUUUUCCUUUUUUAUCAUAAAUCGGAAAAUUUAGACGUUUUAAGAUAUUUUACUUUUUGUAACAUUAAUUAUGAAAUAUAAAUUUAAAUU
Centruroides sculpturatus (bark scorpion) is the source of this 4279-nucleotide messenger RNA. RefSeq lists its product as uncharacterized. The transcript has 2 exons. Gene Ontology annotation, cellular component: ribonucleoprotein complex; nucleus; cytoplasmic stress granule. Gene Ontology annotation, molecular function: poly(A) binding; mRNA 3'-UTR binding; poly(U) RNA binding. Bases 34 to 3867 code for a protein of 1277 amino acids. The record is from RefSeq and is a predicted model, not a curated record. Lineage: Eukaryota; Metazoa; Arthropoda; Arachnida; Scorpiones; Buthidae.